This is a messenger RNA of Paramormyrops kingsleyae, 3100 nucleotides long. It is a transcript of the gene nampt2, whose product is annotated as nicotinamide phosphoribosyltransferase 2. The record is from RefSeq and is a predicted model, not a curated record. Gene Ontology annotation, biological process: NAD+ biosynthetic process. Lineage: Eukaryota; Metazoa; Chordata; Actinopteri; Osteoglossiformes; Mormyridae. Gene Ontology annotation, molecular function: nicotinamide phosphoribosyltransferase activity.
AGGCCAGUCAUACCCUGCUUGUCUGGCUAAUCAAUACCCACCUCUUUGAGUUGUUGUUUUUCUCAGACUUCGAGGAACACAGGGUUUUAGAGCUGGUCCAUCGCUGCAGACGACAACUCGGUCUGUUUAAUGGAUCUUUUUCUGAGGCAUUGUAUAGAUGACCGUCUGGAACUGCUUAAUAUUUGAGACAGAUUGCCCCAAAAAUGAAGCGGCUGCGCUGUGUGUCAGCAAAGGGAGGAAGCAGCAGCUGUAGAAGACCCUUGGGCUUGUGAAUACAGUAACUCUAAAAGUAUUUUGCAGUAUUUUUCAAACUUUACAGGUACAUUGUUGGAGUGACAGAUGAAUGGUUGCCCCAAAAUUGAAGCAGUGUGCAUAGUGAUGGCAAAACGGUAGCUUCCGACCCUUGAUAGCAUGGUAACUCAAAAAUUAUUUGUUCGAUAUUUGCCUAACUUUAUUAUAUGGGUAAUGAUCUGGACCUGUUCAAAUUUUGAUGCAAAUCGCACUGAAACUGAAGCUUCGCUUAGUAACACCGAAAAUAAGGAUGUGUUGAUUACAGGCUUGUCCUUGUGAACAGCAUCACUCUCUUUGUAAUUGAUGCUCUAUUUAUUCUAUUUGAUCUUUGAUCUUAUUGCCACUUCACAAAAACAUUAUAUUGAUGAAAGUCUGCACUUGAAAAUGUACAAUCGACCAGACAAACUGCACUAACAAAGGGCAGCCAAAGGCCCAAAUGGAGCCACAGCGCCAGCUUGUCAGCGGCUCUGUCUGCCUCCUGCCUCCUGCCUCCUGCCUCUCUGGAUCUCUUUGCAGACUCCCCAGGAACAUUGUACAGAUAACACACUACAAGCAAUACCCCCCUGAUAUCAGCAAGGUCUACUCGUACUUCGAGUGCCGGAGCCGCAGCGAGGGCCAGUUCAAUGAAGUUGUGUUUUUUGGACUGCAAUACCUGCUGAAGAAAUACUUGGCAGGGCCUGUCGUCACAGAAGAUAAGAUUCAAGAGGCAAAAAUCUUUUAUCAGCUGCACUUCAGACAGCCAGUCUUUGAUGAAGAGGGUUGGAGGAAGAUCUUGGAGAAACACGAUGGUCGUCUUCCCAUCUGCAUCAAGGCGAUUCCCGAGGGGAAGGUCAUUCCACGGGGGAAUGUCCUCUUCACUGUUGAAAACACGGACCCGGAUUUUUAUUGGCUCACAAACUACGUAGAGACCAUGCUGGUGCAGGUGUGGUACCCUAUCACCGUGGCCACCAUCUCCCGAGAGUUUAAGAAGAUCCUGGCAAAGCACCUAAAGGCCACUUCUGGAAGCUUGGAGGGACUGGACUUCAAGAUGCAUGACUUUGGCUACCGAGGUGUCUCAUCACAAGAGUCGGCAGCACUGGGUGGUGCCGCCCACCUGGUCAACUUCUGCAGCACAGAUACGGUGGCAGGUAUCCAGAUGGUCCGGCGCUACUACGGCUGUCCCAUGGCCGGCUUCUCCAUCCCUGCUGCAGAGCACAGCACCAUCAUCUCCUGGGGCAAGAACCGGGAGAAGGAGGCCUUCGAGAGCCUGCUGGACCAGUUCCCGUCGGGACCCGUGUCCGUGGUCAGCGACAGCUACGAUAUCUUCAAUGCCUGCAAGCGUAUCUGGGGGGAUGAACUGAAGGAGCGAGUUAUGGAGCGCAGCGCAGACUCCACGCUGGUCAUCCGGCCGGACUCGGGGGACGUGGCCGAGACCCUCCUCCAGGUCAUAAAAAUCUUGGAGGACUGCUUUGGAUGCUCCUUGAACUCCAUGGGCUACAAGCUGCUCCCGUCAUACCUGCGCAUCAUCCAGGGAGAUGGGAUCGACCUUGGCUCCGUGGAUGAGGUCCUGAAGAAGCUGAGAGACAAGGGCUGGAGUGCGGAGAACGUCUUCUUCGGCUGUGGCAGCACCCUGCUGCAGAAGAUGAACCGGGACACGCUCAACUGUGUCUUCAAGUGCAGCUACGUGGAGACCAACGGACGAGGGAUGGACGUGUGGAAGCAGCCGGUCACUGACCCAUCCAAAGGCUCUAAGAGAGGCCGCCUGUCGCUCAGGAGGAACUCUAAUGGCUUUCUGGAGACUGUGGAGCGAGGCGCUGGCAAGCCGGAGGAGGACCUGCUGGUGACCGUGUUUGAGAACGGCUCCAUCCUGCAGGAAUACACGCUGGAGGAGAUCCGCAAGAAUGCCCAGCUCUGGCAGGAAGACAUUAUCCCAUGCCAGCACAACCAAGACCACCUGCAGGCAGAGCAACAGCACAUCAUGAAUGCAGUGCACUGAUCCACCUGCAGGGGGAGCUCAACACACUGCCAGUGACCAAUGAGUGCCCUCCAAUUAGCUCUUUUAAAUCGUUUGUAAUCGUAUAUAUAUUUUUAAGUAGAGAAUAUCCAGUUUUUUUUUCCCAUGCCGUGCCUCCGCUAGGAACAGAACCUGAAAUACACAUGCUGCCAUGGAUAUUAAGAAAUGUGUUAAAAAUGAGGUUUCGCAGAGUGAGGGCUGAUGUGCUUGGUUUUCAGGACUGAAAUCAAUUAAGAUUAAAAUUCUGUUCUUUUUUAUAAAUGUGACUUCUCAGAGUAAAGAUAUAUUAGAUGAAAGGUGUCUAAGCCUUAAAGCUGCAUUUUAACAAUGGAGGGUGGAGUUUGUGUGUGUGUGUGUGUGUGAGAGAGUGUGUAUUUAAUGAUCACAAUGAGGGUGAAGAGUGCCUCCCAGUGGCAAUCUUAAGCGUGUGUUUAGACCAUUUAGACCAGUACGGCGUUCUGUCAGGACCGAUCCUGGGGUGUGGCUUUCCCGUCUUAGAGCUUCAAACCUCAGAUGAAUUUCAUUUUAGAAAAUGCUGGCAGCUAAAGUCAGUCACUUUAAUUGACCUAAUUUGUGCUGAUUGACCUGUAAACUGUCUGCACACUGAACGCAUGUCUUGGGUGGAGUAGAUGUAGAUGUCAUCUAACACUUCGGUUUUUAAAGUUCCAUUUGUUAUUAACCUUGAAGCUGGAUGAAGGUCUUGUUCUCAACUCUACCUCUUAUUAAUUAUUAUUAUUAUUAUUUUAAAUACAAUAUGACAAUGUACAUGAAAAGAUCGAAACAAUAAAGUCCUAUUAAAUUGUGUACAUUCCUCAA